Molecule: messenger RNA, 321 nt
Organism: Polychytrium aggregatum
Lineage: Eukaryota; Fungi; Chytridiomycota; Chytridiomycetes; Polychytriales
Product: synaptobrevin
Exons: 2
Coding region: 1-321 (106 amino acids)
Biological process (GO): vesicle fusion; vesicle-mediated transport
Cellular component (GO): plasma membrane; SNARE complex
Molecular function (GO): syntaxin binding; SNAP receptor activity
Source: RefSeq, a predicted model, not a curated record
AUGUCUGCUCCACCCAAGACAACGCAGGUCCAGGGCCAGGUCGAUGAGGUCAUCAAUAUCAUGCAAAACAACAUCGAGAAGGUUAUGGCCCGCGGCGAAAAGAUCGAGACGCUGCAGAACAAGACCGACGACCUCCAGCAGGGCGCCUUGCAGUUCAAGCGCGGGGCAACCAAGGUCCGCUCGCAGAUGUGGUGGAAGGAUUUCAAGCUCAAGAUCAUCAUUGCCGUUAUUGUGGUUGUCGUCCUCGUCAUCAUCAUCGUGCCGAUCGUCAACUCGGUCAAGUCGUCGGCCCCAUCAUCGUCGACCUCCACGUCCUCGUGA